AUGCAGAGUUGCUCCCGAAUUUUCUUGGUGUUACUAUUUUCCAAUUUAUAUGUGAAAGUGUGCGCAUCUGAGUUAAAUAUUUUAAUAAAAAACUACACCGCAGGAAUCGGCGCUGGAACCUGCAUUUAUUACAACUACGCCGUUGAGGCCCAUAAUGAGUCAAGCGAAACUUGGCAACAAUGUAGCGCACAAAUUGUACUUAACAAACAACCGAGCAUACCAUUUUUUGAGUACUUCCAUUCAAAUAUUUUGAAUGUGGUUUUCCUCAACUCAGCACCAGUAGAAACGCAAUUGGAGAACUUCAAAUAUGCAACACAACGCUGGCACAGCCGUGAUGUACUCUUCGUGGUGGCGAAAAAUGGCAACAGUGCUUUGUCAGUAUACACAACAGCGUAUGCGCUCUUCAAUUGGUGCUGGCAUAAUGGCUAUUCUAAUGUACUACUAACCGAUGCAAGCGGUAAUGAACUACUUACAUAUCAACCAUUUCCGGCUGUGCGCUUAAGCAAUAUCACACUGUACGCGUACUUGAACAAACGCAAUGCGUGGUGGCGUAACUUUUAUGGGUACCCACUGCGUGCUGUCUCAGGCACACAGCCGCCGCGUGCCAUUAUCCACACCGAUGAGCACGGCGUGCAGCAAAUUUCCGGCUUAAAACCGCUGAUAAUAAAACUCUUUGCGGAGCGUUACAAUGCAACGCUGAAUUUCACCGUUGACCCAAAUCCCGAUUAUGACUGCAUACAGUGUAUACCGGAAGUGCUCGAUGGCUUGUAUGACAUUUGUGCAGAUAGUGGCUUCUACAGAGCCUACAAUAAGCCGCUCAGCAAGCCGUUGCAUUUGGAUGUUGCCUAUUUUGCUGUGCGCUUUCCGCAGCCUUUAGCGAAAUUCCGUUACUUUUUAGCGCCCUUCCAAGCGGCCACUUGGUGGCUCUUCAUCAUCACCAUCGCUUACAUCACUCUACUGUUGGCCGUGAGUAAUUGGUAUGUGCGAGGCCAUUGGGAGGUGGGCCAAUACUUGCUGGAUGUGAUUAGCAGUUUCAUAAAUGCGAGCGUACAUGCUAAUCUCAUUAAUGAGCGAUACGGCGUUUGUGUAUUCGCAUUGCUCACUGUUGCUGGUUUUAUAAUAUCCAAUUAUUAUUUGGCCUUCCUCUCGAGCUUGCUCAGCACAAAUCUCUACGAGUAUCCCAUUGAGAAUGUGGAGGAUAUUAUUGCGGCGAAUAUUACAGUACUCACCGUGCCAUCGUACGACCUCGUAUUACACAAUUACUCAGCAUUUAAGGCGUUGCGCAUAAAAUACAUCGAAGCUGGUGCACUAAAGGUUUAUCGUGAUCGUUUGGAUCCCGAUUUUGCUUACAUCAAUAUGUUGGAUAUUUGGCAGUUCUUACUCUCGCAACAACGGUUUUUGCUGCGGCCCCGCUUGAAGUUGUUGAAGAAACCGUUACUUUCGUACGUGAGUGGCAUGCCGCUGCCACGCUAUUGGCCCUUCGAACAGCUAUUCAAUCGGCAUGUGCAGCAGCUGUUCGAAUUCGGGUUUCAUCAGUAUUUCAUGCGAUGCACAACAGAGUUCGCAAUUAAGACGGGCUAUUUGCGAUUUUUUCAAACGGAAUAUAAUAGAGUGGUGCCGCUGAAUCUGUACGAUUUUGAAAUGCCGGCAUUGUUGCUGGUUGUUGGAUAUUUGCUGGCAUUAAUGGUGUUUUUGAUGGAGCUGGUGUGGUGUAGAUUGCAGGGGUGGAGAGUAUAG
Ceratitis capitata (Mediterranean fruit fly) is the source of this 1737-nucleotide messenger RNA. RefSeq lists its product as uncharacterized. The coding region runs from base 1 to 1737 and encodes 578 amino acids. The transcript has a single exon. The record is from RefSeq and is a predicted model, not a curated record. Lineage: Eukaryota; Metazoa; Arthropoda; Insecta; Diptera; Tephritidae.